AUGGGUAAAAAAGUCAGUCCCCUCGAGAAGCCCGAGUACGGCGACGAGGUCGGUCCCAUCGGCAACCGGCGAUGCACCGACAUUCCCUUUCUUGUCCUGUUCCUCGUCUUCUGGGCGGCCAUGUUCUACGUGGCCUUUAUUGCCAUCAAGACCGGCAAUCCCAGCAAGCUCCUAUACCCAACCGACUAUCUCGGAAACACCUGUGGCACCAACAACACCGCCGUCAACUCCUCUCUGCUUGACAUGUCGCUCAAGCCAUACUCGUACUUUCUCAAUCCCAUCGACCUCACCACGAGCGCCCAGAUCUGCAUCAGCUCAUGCCCGACCACCAUGGUCGUCUAUGCCUCGUCGACUCCAACAACGGGAACAACUUACUGCAAGUACACCGUCACGUCGGCCACGCUCUCCUCGGCGAUUCUGUCUGGAGACUGUGCUCCGUUUGUGUAUGCAUCUGAGGCCGUGCUCAACCGAUGCGUGCCCACGCAACCCAUUCCUGCCAGUGCGCUGUCAUCCCUCGGGUCCCUCAGCGUCACGACCGGCAACACCACCGUCAGCAUCAACUCGCUCCUCAGCGAUGGCCAGACCUUUCUCACCCAGGCCGUCAGUGAUCUCCAGGUGGCAUACCUGUGGCUGAUCGGCGGAGCCGUCGCCGCACUCAUCAUUGCCUUUAUCUGGCUGCUGCUGCUGCGCUGGUUUGCGGGCGUCUUUACCUGGCUCAUCAUCAUCGCCACCAACGUGGUCUUUAUCGGCGGCGCCAUCUGGCUCUACUUUUUCUGGACCCAGACCCGCGACAGCUACAACAGCCUUAGCACCCAGUAUCAGACCGACAUUCUAAAGUACGAGGUCUACGGCACCAUGGCAGCCUUCAUCGUCGUCGCCGUUCUUGCCGUCAUCCUGCUCCUGGUCACUCUGGUCCUGAUCAAGCGAAUCCGCAUCGCGAUCGAAGUCAUCAAGGAGACUUCCCAUGCCGUCGCAACCAUGCCAUUUAUCUUGCUCUAUCCAUUCGUCAUGUGGCUGUGCUCCCUGAUCCUGCUGGCAUACGGCAUCAUCAUCAUGCUGUAUCUGGCCUCGCCCAGCGGCGCCGUCUCCAUCACCGGUCUGGGCUUCACCCUCAGCAGCUCAAACAUGACCACGUACCUGGAGUGGUUUCAUCUCUUUGGCUUCCUCUGGGGAUGGUACUUUAUCUCGGGCUUCCAGACACUGACGAUCGCCGGCGCAUUUGCGGCAUACUACUGGACCCUCGACAAGUCGCACACCCCUCCGCGCAAGCUGCUGGGCUCCAUCUAUCGGGCCUUCCGCUACCACCUCGGCAGUAUUGCUCUGGGAUCGAUGCUCAUCGCUCUCGUCCAGAUCCUCCGGAUCCUGUUUGCGUAUCUCGGCAAGCAGGCCAAGGCCACACAGAACAAGGUGCUCCAGUACAUCUUUGCCUGCAUCGGAUGCUGCCUGGCUCUGGUCAAGAGGAUCCUGCAGUUCAUCAGCAAGAACGCAUACAUCCACAUUGCCGUCCGCGGCACAUCCUUUUGCAGCGCAUGCUCUUCGGCCUGUGGAUUGAUCAUCCGCAACGCCCUCCGAGUCGUGGCCGUCACGUUUGUGUCCGAGUUCAUCAUGCUCCUGAGCACCGUCGUGAUCACGGGCUUGACCGGCUUUAUUUCGUACAUUCUUCUCGGGUGGAAGGGCAGCUACCUGAACCUGCAGAUUCCGCUGGUGCCCGUUAUCUUCAUUGCCAUCGAGGCCUUUAUCAUCUCGCUGGUUUUCAUGUCGGUCUAUUCUGCUGGCAUCAACGCCAUCUUCAUGUGCUUCCUGGAGGAUUCGGAGCGCAACGAUGGAUCGCCCACGCGGCCGUACUACAUGUCCGAGGCCCUGCAGAGGAUCACAUCAUCGCAAAACACCGAGGAAAAGCCGAAGAAGGCGACUGGACGCAAGGCGCGCAAGAUCCACGAUUCCAGAGAGAUGGUCGAGGAGGAGUACUAG
Molecule: messenger RNA, 1971 nt
Organism: Polychytrium aggregatum
Lineage: Eukaryota; Fungi; Chytridiomycota; Chytridiomycetes; Polychytriales
Product: plasma-membrane choline transporter-domain-containing protein
Exons: 5
Coding region: 1-1971 (656 amino acids)
Biological process (GO): transmembrane transport
Cellular component (GO): membrane
Molecular function (GO): transmembrane transporter activity
Source: RefSeq, a predicted model, not a curated record